AUGCCGCAUAACCCUAGUGUGAAAGCCGGUCGCACGGCAGCACAGUCACGCUGCACGCUGAACGCCAUCCCUCCUGCUGCGUUGGGGGGCAAGGAGCAACUGGUGCCUGCGCCUGGGUCUCGGCGGUGCGUCGAGGCUGCGGCUCCCAUGCCAGAGCUCAACCUUGACGAGACGAUCCGCAUUCGCGGCGUAUUCUCGGAGCUCGGCCAUGAGGAGUCUAUCACUAACAAAUUUGAUCUGCGCGUCUUGCUGGCGGAGUUGGGCAUAUACCCGUCUGACGAUGAGCUGACUCUCUUGCUGGAGGCCUUUGAGUGCAAGAUAACCUUCACCAACCUGUGCCACUACCUGCGCUUCUACAAGCGCGAGUUUCAAAUAUCGGCACAGCAGCGCCGCGGCAAUAAUCCAGCGGGUCCGGCACAAGACGACAGCGAAGACACACUGCGCGCGUUCAUCUCGCUCGGCGGUGGGGAGGAUGGCACGGGUACUGUCAACGUGGAGGAUCUGCGGGAGGUGUGCCGAAACUUUGGCCUCACCAUUGACAUUGACGCUAUGCUGAACAAUGUGGUGGACACGGAAAGCCAGAGCACGCUCAACUACACGGAGUUCUGCGAUAUGUGGCAGUCGCGGCGCCGCCGGAGCGAGUUUGGCUCACUAGCGUCGGUGCAGGAAAGCGCGUUUGACACCCGUGGCAGCCUGCGCGCCCUCGCCCUCGGCUACUCAGGUCAACUGAAAGGCAUCGCCGGUAGGUCGGACGCGAGCUCCACCCUGCAGGCCCGCCCCACCGUGAAGGAGGAAGACAUCGAUAUGUACCACUUCCCACAGUCGCAACGCGACCAAUCGCAGACCGGUUGUCUGCCGCACUCGGAAGAGGAGCAUCUGCAAGCUCUGCAGCGCUUCCUCUUCCCGGAGGUGUCGGCCAGCGUCGUGUCGCCCACCUGCGGCGCUGCGGCGCGACGCAAAGGCGGCCGCCGCCCUUCGGG
Messenger RNA from Trypanosoma grayi, 980 nucleotides. RefSeq lists its product as hypothetical. The annotation marks the transcript as partial. Lineage: Eukaryota; Euglenozoa; Kinetoplastea; Trypanosomatida; Trypanosomatidae. The transcript has a single exon. The record is from RefSeq and is a predicted model, not a curated record.